AUGACCGCCGCAAUGCCGUCCGCGGCAUGCCCCGUUCCGACUGUCCCGGACGGCCAUUACGUGCCGGAUAUCAACCCACAAUUCCCCCGCACCGAGUACAAGCGUCUGGCAUCCUACUCAGACCCCCUCAUGCGUCCGCACUCGCGCGUGCUCUGGGCUGCGCGCGACGCCUCAACCGAGUGGGCGCGCGCCUUCGCCAAGCAGGACUGGGAUGCGAUCGACGAGGCGACUGUGCGGCUUGUCGUGUUUGACAAGGCGUACGAAAUCACAAGCAGCCCGUUUGGUUUUUUACCUUCACCUCGCACACGCUCAUGUCACAGAAACCAGGCGCAGUGGCCGCUUCGUGGGUCGCAGCACCCGCGCGAGUGGCGCACCGAGACCAACGAAUACCUCACCAUAUCCUUUCUGCUGGCCGUGCUCGCGUUGCAAGGUGCCGGGCAACACAGCCGCGUCCCGCUCCGCAGCCGCGUUCUCGCCUUUUGCCGCGCGGCACUCGACCUGUGCGCCGAGCCCGUCGUCGAUGCCGGCCCCUCCCACCUCUUGCUUCUUGACGACGACCACAAGCCGCCUCCGCCCGCCUCACGGGGGGACCGCAUCGGCAGAUUGCUCGCGCAGUACGACCCCGCUGUGCGGCACGCCGCCUUCCUGGCCAAGCCGAUGCCGCGUGACACGGCAGCGUUCGUGCACGACCCGCAACGUCGCGAGUACGUCCUUGGUGAGCACCCAGACAUCCCGGACCGACAUCCCGGACCUCACGCACGGCGUGUCGGACCGCAGCUCGUUGGCGUGCGAGUCGGCUCGGGGAGAUGCCGCGCCGGCGACUCUAGUGCCAGCGUCGGCGCGUCAGGACAUGCAGACUCCUUGAGCGCGCCGUCGUCGGGUGAGCGGCGUAGCUUGGACGAACAGCGGAGUGAGCAGGAGAGGCCAAGGUGGAAGGAGGGGUCCAACUGA
Molecule: messenger RNA, 951 nt
Organism: Apiotrichum porosum
Lineage: Eukaryota; Fungi; Basidiomycota; Tremellomycetes; Trichosporonales; Trichosporonaceae
Exons: 2
Coding region: 1-951 (316 amino acids)
Source: RefSeq, a predicted model, not a curated record